Cuscuta campestris is the source of this 1204-nucleotide messenger RNA. The record is from the annotation of a GenBank genome assembly. NCBI's taxonomy places the organism in Eukaryota, Viridiplantae, Streptophyta, Magnoliopsida, Solanales, Convolvulaceae.
ACUAUUUUGUGAUUCACACUCAUUACUAUUUUUUCUCCAUUUUUCAUUUAAAUAAUAAGGGUACAAUUUUAUUGGAAUUUUUUAAAAAUUUACAUGACCGUUUGAGUAGCUAUAGCUUAGGGUUCAAAUAGAUUAUUGGAGGCGGGACAAUUUAAAAGGCCAACGGCACUCCAGUAGUUUACGGGUCACAUUGAAGAAGAAGAAGAAAACUGGAAGACAAUGGUGGAGAGCCAUAAAAGAGGAAGAGAAGGCCCGACGAUAGGAAUCGAUCUGUGAUAAGGAUGUUGUGCUUAUGGAUGUUGCUCCUUUGUCUCUAGGUAUUGAGUUGUCUGGUGGUGCAAUGUCUGUUGUGAUUCCAAGGAAUACCCCCAUCCCUACAAAGAUGACAAGGCACACUUACGCAACUGUUGUUGACCUUCAAACCAUUGUCGGCAUCUAUGUGUUUGAGGGAGAGAUGCCAAUAGCAAAAGACAACAACUUCCUAGGCAAAUUCUUCUUGGGCAAAUUUUCCCACCACAACAUUCCUCCAGCACCCAAUGGCGGUGCUAAGGUUGAUGUUGAUUUCAACAUCGAUGCCAAUGGCAUAUUGACAGUGUGUGCAGAACUAGUCGGCAGUAACAACAGGAAUCAGAUGACUAUAACCAAUCACAGCGCUAGGUUGUCAAAGACAGAGAUUGAUCGGAUGGUGAAGGAGGCCGAGGAUUACAAGGCUCAAGACGAGAAGCGCAAGAAGACAGCUGUGGCCAAAAACGCUUUAGAGAGUUACAUUUACCACAUGAGGGAAAAUAUGGUUGGGAUGAAGGACAAGAUGAUAGCUUUGAGAGAUGCAAUUGAGAAGACAUGCAAAUGGUUGGAUUGGAAUAACGUUCUCGAUGAUGCUCGAAAGCUUGAGGAGAAGAGGAAAGAGCUAGAGGUCAUAUGUGAGUCUGUCAAAACCUCUGUUAAGCCUGAGAUUAUUGAAGAGGAGGAGAAAGAGAUCAAGGUCAUAUUUGAGGCUGACAAAACAUGUGUAAAGUUUGAGAUUACUUGAACGAACCCAAAAUAACCUACUAAAAAUAGAUCAAACUUGAUCGAACUUGAAAUCUAACUUGACCGACCCAUUAACAUUAGAGUUUUUUGAAGUCAUGUAUUUUUUUUACAGAGUUCGAAAUCAUAUACUCUAAUAUGAAAAAGAAUGUAAUAAAAAUAAAGUUAUGUUUAUUUU